This is a messenger RNA of Cercocebus atys (sooty mangabey), 511 nucleotides long. RefSeq names its product beta-defensin 105A. The record is from RefSeq and is a predicted model, not a curated record. Gene Ontology annotation, biological process: innate immune response. NCBI's taxonomy places the organism in Eukaryota, Metazoa, Chordata, Mammalia, Primates, Cercopithecidae. Gene Ontology annotation, cellular component: extracellular region. Bases 53 to 277 code for a protein of 74 amino acids. The transcript has 3 exons.
GGGUCUUCUCAAGGAAAUCCCAAUCUCUAUUCUGAAGAGUCUUCCCUAAAAGAUGGCCCUGAUCAGGAAGACAUUUUAUUUUGUAUUUGCCGUGUUCUUCAUUUUGGUUCAACAGCCACCAGGGUGCCAGGCAGGACUUGAGUUUUCCGAGCCAUUUCCAUCAGACAUUUCCUGGAAAGCUCCGUCAGCAGCUGUUUCUUGGCACAGGGAGGUUUGCUGUCUGCGAGUCGUGCAAGCUGGGUCGGGGGAAAUGCAGGAAGGAGUGCCUGGAGAAUGAGAAACCCGAUGGAAGCUGCAGGCUGAACUUCCUCUGCUGCAGACAGAGGAUGUGACAAACCGGACCAGCACACUGAUGGCCGUAGAGGCAGGCCUGGACAGUCAAAGACGUUCAACAGAAGUCAUGUGGUUUAUCCACAUCUCACAGUCAGUGAGUCUCAGAAUCAGUCUCAUUUCUUUCUCUCUUUGUUUUAUUUUUAUUUUAUUGCUUAUUUUUAAAAGAUGAUUUUUUUUU